AAAUCUCAGUUUUUAAUUUUUAAUGAUACAAAGUAAUUCACUAAUGAGUGAAUUUGAAUAAUACAAAAGUAAAUUUGAUUUUGAAUAAUACAAAAGUAAUUUAGGGUUCAUUUGCUUUCUAUUGUUACCAAAACCUAAUUUGAAGUACUAAAGCCGUUCCCCUGUGACUAAAACCUUCGAACACCGAUCCAAAACAAGAGAAAAAAACCUUUGCACACAGCUAAAACCGAUGUCGUCUCUCUCUCGCUUUCUCCUUCGUGGCAACUUAAGCUUGAGCACCCCCACGAAUCGCCGCUUCUUCUCCGCCGUUACCGCUGCAGCAGCCACACCCUCGUCACCCAGACCAUCCCUCAUCACUCUCGUAAAUGACGAACGCGACCCCAAAUUCAUCAUGGAGAAGUUCAAGAAAGCCUGCCAAGCAGAGUGGUUCCGGAAGAAUAUAGCCGUCUAUGAGAAGACCGUUCGCCGUCUCGCUGCAGCCAAGAAGUUUGAGUGGGUCGAGGAGAUCUUGGAGGAGCAGAAUAAGUAUCCAAACAUGUCAAAGGAAGGAUUCGUGGCGAGGAUUAUCAAUCUCUACGGACGAGUCGGUAUGUUUGAGAAUGCACAGAAAGUGUUCGACGAAAUGCCUGAGAGAAACUGCAAAAGAACAGUGUUGUCUUUCAACGCAUUACUGAAUGCGUGUGUUAACUCCAAGAAGUUCGAUUUGGUUGAAAGUAUCUUCAAGGAGUUGCCAGGUAAGAUCUCGAUUGAACCAGAUGUUGCAUCUUACAAUACUUUGAUCAAGGGAUUGUGUGGAAAAGGUUCCUUCACUGAAGCUGUUGCGUUGAUUGAUGAGAUUGAGAACAAGGGUUUGAAACCUGAUCAUAUAACUUUCAAUAUACUUUUACAUGAGUCGUAUACAAAAGGGAAGUUUGAGGAAGGAGAAAAGAUAUGGGCUAGAAUGGUUGAGAAGAAGGUUAAGCGAGACAUCCGUAGUUACAAUGCUCGGUUGUUAGGACUAGCCAUGGAGAAGAAAUCAGAAGAGAUGGUUAGUCUCUUUGACGAACUUAAGGUUAAUGAGUUGAAACCUGAUGUUUUCACAUUCACUGCUAUGAUAAAAGGAUUUGCCGGUGAAGGAAGAUUGGAUGAAGCCAUAACGUGGUACAAGGAAAUCGAGAAGAAUGGUUGCCGCCCAAUGAAAUUUGUCUUUAACUCAUUGCUUCCUGCAAUAUGUAAGGCAUGCGAUUUAGAGUCUGCUUAUGAGCUCUGCAAGGAGAUAUUCGUUAAGCGUCUGCUAGUCGAUGAGGCUGUCUUGCAGGAGGUAGUUGAUACAUUGGUGAAAGGGUCCAAGCAAGACGAAGCUGAAGAGAUUGUCGAGCUCGCAAAGACGAAUGACUAUUUGCAGUGCAAGCUACGUCUCUCUCCCAAAGAGUAGUUCAUUGGCAAGGCUUAUUAACUAGUUUUUAAUUUAGUCUAUGUUUCGUCUCUUUAGUGUCUUGUUGCAAACUGCGAGAGCGGUGAUUGAAUAAUUGAACUAUCUGUAGUGUUUGUGUUGCUUUCAGUUUUCAAAGUUAAAAGAAAUUUUCUUA
Molecule: messenger RNA, 1568 nt
Organism: Arabidopsis lyrata subsp. lyrata
Lineage: Eukaryota; Viridiplantae; Streptophyta; Magnoliopsida; Brassicales; Brassicaceae
Product: pentatricopeptide repeat-containing protein At3g13160, mitochondrial
Exons: 1
Coding region: 230-1414 (394 amino acids)
Cellular component (GO): chloroplast
Molecular function (GO): protein binding
Source: RefSeq, a predicted model, not a curated record